AUGUCAUCAGAUUCAGGCUUCUCGUUCCUCCCCCAAGGAGCCAUCAUCCAAGAAUUCAAAGUCGCCGGCCACAACAUCGUACUGGGGUAUCCGGAUCCCGAACCAUACGCGACAUCGCCGUUCUUUGGAGAGACGAUUGGGCGAGUGGCCAACCGGAUUGCCAACGCCGAAUUCCAAGCCAACAAUGGCAAGACGUACAAGCUGGCGGCCAACGAGGGCAAAAACCAUCUCCAUGGUGGAACGUCUGGCUGGGGCAAGAAGAAGUUCAAUGGACCGGAACCCGUCAACCGUAAUGGCAAGGAAGCUGUUUUGUUUACUUAUGUCUCUCCGGACGGCGAGGAAGGGUAUCCUGGUACGGUGGAGCUUAAAGUGUGGUAUAGUGCCUGGACGGAGCAGGACAGUGACAACGAAGGGGUCACCAAGACGGUGCUGGAAACCGAAUAUGAAGUCCAGUUGAUUGGGGAUGAAUGCGAAGAGACUGUGGUCAAUGUGACGAAUCAUGGUUAUUUCAACAUCACCGACGGGCCUACAAUCGGAGGAACCGAAAUCACACUCCACACGACAAAAUACCUGCCGGUGGACGAGGCUGACAUUCCGCUCGGCACCAUCGACGACUUUCCCGGCAUCGAAGCAGGCAAGCCAUUUGUGCUGGGCGCCACUGAGCCAGAUAUCGACCACUGCUUCAUUGUCGACGCGGACGCUUCACAUAUUCCCCUUGAUACGCGGCCGAGACCGCUGAAACCGCUGAUCAGCGCCGCGCACCCAGGCACAAAGUUGCAUUUGGACGUUUUCAGCACCGAGCCAUCUUUCCAGUUUUACACGGGCAAGUAUAUUGAUGCGCCGGCGACGGCAAACACGCCCGCCAGGGGUCCCCGGGCUGGCUUCUGUGUCGAGCCCGCUCGCUAUAUCAACGCCGUCAAUGUCCCCGAGUGGAGGGGCCAAGUGUUGUUGAAGCGUGGCCAGGUCUGGGGUGCUCGGACGGUGCACAAGGCUUGGAAGGCAUGA
Messenger RNA from Exophiala dermatitidis NIH/UT8656, 1005 nucleotides. RefSeq names its product aldose 1-epimerase. Gene Ontology annotation, biological process: glucose metabolic process; beta-D-galactose catabolic process via UDP-galactose, Leloir pathway. The coding region runs from base 1 to 1005 and encodes 334 amino acids. Gene Ontology annotation, molecular function: carbohydrate binding; aldose 1-epimerase activity. The transcript is spliced from 2 exons. NCBI's taxonomy places the organism in Eukaryota, Fungi, Ascomycota, Eurotiomycetes, Chaetothyriales, Herpotrichiellaceae. The record is from RefSeq and is a predicted model, not a curated record.